UCGCGCGAUAGAGGGAGGAGAGAGUGGUACGCUUGCGCCGCCAUUUUUUGCCGCCGCACGCGCACCUUUCAAAAUUCGAAAAUCCUCGUCUAGUGUUUAUAGACAGUGCUGUGUUUGUGUACUUUUGUGUUGACCUGCGUGUUGUGAGACGAAUUAGUAGUGCAGUGUAUCAGUGUUUAACGGAAUUGCCUAAGAGAAGGUAAUUCAUCACCACAUAUAGGAUUGUUAUUCCCCACCAUCGGGUAAGAGUCAUCUCAUAUCAUACAGAAUGUUUCGGUGGAAGGGGAAGGUGAGGUAGUCGACAGAUGGCAGUGAGCCCGGCUAUGUACCGCCCCGGGCCGCUCGACCCGUACGCGUCGCAGAGGAUAUACGAGACAGCGGAGGGAACUCGCCCUAAGAAAUGGUCCUCAAAAUUGAAGCUUAACACUUCUGGAAGUUCAAAAUCUUCGGACAAAUCACCCGACAGUCCGUACAUGUAUGGAACUAUUGGUGGGCAAGGGGGAUCAUCUUUGUCCAAAUCAAUGAAGUACGCUGAAACUUUUCUCUAUGGGUCCGUAAGGACGUCCACACCACCGACGAGACCUAGUGCAUAUCCUACUUAUCCUGAGGUACCUGGACCAGUUUUAAUAAGCACGCCACAAAAACCUACUCCACAUAACUAUGCUGUAAUUCUAUGUUCCUGUCCUGAGUACCUAAACGGUACCAAGAAAACAAGCUCUACCAAAGUCAGUAUAUGUAAGAAAUGUAAAGGAUCUCGCCUACCUUUGACUAUAGCAGACAGUCCCAGAUUGCUUGUCGGAGGCACCGUCAGAGGACCACAACUCAGUCGAGAUGCAGGGCUUAUGCGAGCUGGAACUGUUCGGGUACAGGGCUCGAAAUCGAGGCCCAGUAUAUUGAAAUCAAAUGGCGAAUCAGAUCCAUAUGAUUUAAUGCGAAGGAGUCGACUUAUCCCACCACAUGAAGCACGAAUCGGUAGUCAAUUUUCAGUCACUAGGUCUCGUGCUAAAAGUAUUAGCCCUUGUAGAAUCAAAACAAAAAAAUUGAGCCCUGAAAGCAUACGAAAAAAUAGAAGUAAGUCAGUAAGUCGUGUAAAUGAGGUGUGGAUAGACGAAGAGGAAACUUCAAAUACAAAUGACUCGAAGAAAUCAAUACUAGCAUGUGACAUUAAUCCUUACGAUUUGGUGAAAUGUAAUGAUUCACCAAAGUCAAUGGCAGAAAUUGAAUUUGAGGAUGCAUUUAGUGAUGUAUUUGAAGAUUCGAGUAAAGACAAAAAAUCUCUUACAACGAGUCAAAAAUCUGACAUACACGUGAAGGCAAUUGGUGGUCAGAGAAUCAGAGUUUCUAAUGAAGGAAGUAAUAAUAAUGAAGCAUCAAUUUAUGAUCCUGUUGACUAUGAUCUCAAAAAUUAUGAUUUUAAAUCGACUGAUAUGUCCUCAGCAUUAUCAUUACCAAACAUUAAAAAUGAAAACAACAAAUCAGGAAUUUUAAAUAAAACUAGUAACAAAAAAUUUACUGCACUAUCCCCUGGUAAUCGUACAAAACAAAAAAGUGUAUCACCUAAGCGACCACCAAGAAGAGUAAGGAAUAUCAAGACGGAUGAUGAUAGUGAAAGUGACAAUCACUGCAUACCUGAGAAAACCUUUAUUAAAAAAAUGACGAACGACAGAAAUUCAAAAUAUAAGUAUAGCAACGCCGACACUAUAAAAUCUAUCCUGAAAAAGCCAAAAAGUGUAGAACAAGAUAAACACAAUUCAAAAUUAGAACUAUCAGAAAAUCAAUCAAGCAACAAGACUGUUAGUUCUCAGUUUUAUCUACCUAAACCUAAAGAAAAAAGGCAACCUACAACAAAAAAUACUGUGCAAAGAAAACGUGUACAGUUUUUAGUGGAAAAUGAGGAAACAAAGAUUAUUUACACUGCGGAUCUAAGUCUUCAAAAUAUAGAAAAAGAAGAAAAAGAAACAUCGCCAAAUAAUGAAAACGCCAUAGAAUAUGUCGAGGAGACGGAUACAAAUAACGAGUCAACACCUGUUGCUAACACUGACACCUCAUGUCAAGACAUCUCAGCAGAUAAUGAAGCGCAUCCGGACUCCCAAUUGUACGAAGACGUUGAACCAAAUGUUGCUAAUGGUGAUAUUUGUACAGAAGAAACACUUACCGGUAGUCAAGAUAAAUCAGAAGAGGUAGUCGACAAAGAUAACAAUAUUCCGAAAGUGAAAACUUUACGUCGAUCUGAAUCAGAACGAGUUCAGCCGACAAUAUUGAUUCAACAGCCAAAGUUUUUGGACACAAUGGCUUUACGAAAUAAACCUAAACAUGGCCAUACAAGUCAAGUUUUUCUACAAUUCGUAAAUGAGGCAGAUUCCUCUGUGUUCCAAUCUAAUGAACAUCAGGAUGAUACUAAAGAUUUUAAAUUUGACUCUGUCGAAGCAAGUAAAGAGUACAUCAAUAAUGAUAUUGACAACGGAAAUCUUAGUGACACAAGUGAAAUAACUAGUAACGUGUUGAAGAAUCUACGAUGUGGUAUAAAUGGAUCACCAGAGCCACCUCCGAGAUUAAAAACAAAAACUAAAAAACAUAACUAUGUAAAAACAAGGUUUGUACGUAAUAAUUCAUCAAGUUCAACGAGUGAUGAGUGGUCAGAUACUAACGACACCGAACAGAAAACUGUUUUAAGGGUAAAACAAUUUGAUUCUGAUGAUUGUGAAGAAUUAAAAAAUAAACUGUCGCUGGUCGAAAUUGAAUCUAGAAAAACAUCCAUACAAAUUACUGGCAAUGACUGCUACUCGACAAUGAAUGUAAGUAGUGAUACGCCCAUUUACUUGUCAUCAGUAGUAGUAAAUGAUGAUUCUGGAAACGCUUGCAAUACGUACCAAACUGGGACUACUGUAACAAUAAGUGUUGGUACACCUGAAAAUGAAGUAAAAAAAUCGAAAAGCCAAAUAUACAUAGGUGGAAUUUUCCCUGAAGCAAACAGUACAAAGGAAGAAGCAAACACUUAUGAGGAAUAUUACAGCAAUAAUUACAGAAAUGAAAAGUAUGACGACUUAAAUAGAAACCUAAUGAGUUCAAUUUUGAAUGAUCCCGUUGAAGCAGUGAGACGCAAUUUGAUUCCUCAUGUUUGUGGCAAAAAAGAUGAUCACAGAGAAAGUUGUAACAGCCACAAUGAACAACUUGAGAGUGGCAAUUUUGUUACAAAAUUAUUUAAUGAUCCCUUCUUUGCCCAUCUGGCUGAAGGAUUAGAUUCAAAUCUUGUAAAGAAACUAAUAGAAAAUUCAUUGAUGAAACUCCAGGAAGUGAAACACCAGGAAGGAACAGACAGCAGCAAAGCAACAUUAGAAAAACUUAUAGAAAGUUCCCUUAUAAACUUAAAAGAGGAAGUUUCUAAAUCCGAAAAAGCAAAAUCACAUGAAAAUGCUGAAACGAAAGAAACUGACGAACGAAAACUUAAUAGCAGUUCACCAGAUAACGAAAAUUGCUGCUCUGCUCCUUAUGAAAGUAUGGAGUAUGAAAGCGGUGCGAUAGGUAUUUUAUCCGACCUCGAACCACUGUCAGAUUGUUAUAAUGCAUCAGCUAGUGAAUUAUCAACUGAAGAUGAUACAAAUUCAACUAGAUCUAAAUUUUAUCAAAUGCUAGUUGAUGCUGCAAUAUGUGACUUGGAAACCGCUAAUAAUACUGAUGAUGAUCAUCAUUACGAAGCAAUACGACUCAAUAGUGAUCCUAUAUAUGAAGAAAUAGGAGACAUGCCUCCUCCUCUUCCAAUUAAUCCACCACCAAACUCCUUAAUGCUAUUGGAUGAUGAAAAACGAAGCGGUUCCAGGUCUAUAUUUGAGGGAGCAUCGAAGUAUGAUAUACUUUCUUAUUUAGUCGAUGCCAAGGAAAGAGGUAUCGAUGACGAAGAAACUUAUAUUACUAACUACGAAAAUGAUACUGAAAAUUCGACAAUCUUGGUUGAUUCUAAAGAAAAGGAUAAUACUUCUGCUAUUAAGGCUCAUAUUUCCAGUAAUACUAGCCAGCUAUCAAACACUUCAGAUUCUAGCGAAGAUAAUUCAUUGAUCAUUCAUCAAGAAAUUUUACAGAAAUCAGUUGUUUGCAAGAAGACAUCCGCAGAAAUUGAACGCAAUGAUUCUGGCGUUGGGUCAGAAACUAGCAAGUCGUCUAGGAGUAGAUUGCAAGGGAAGAUUGCUCCUAACAGUAUAUUAUGCGACAAAGAUGCUGCCAUACAUUUAUGUGAGGAUUGUGACACAGCUGUUGAAACACAAAUGACUGAACAAGGUUCCAUAUACGCUCCGUUAGUGUGUCGUAAAUGUUCCAAGAAACGAGCUGAACGUAAAGAAAUUAUAACGGAAAUAGUUGAAACCGAAGAAAAAUAUGGUCGCGACUUAUUAAUAAUACUAGAAGAGUUCUAUAAACCUAUGCUAGUUGCUGGCCUUUUAACUCACGAACAACUAAGUGCUAUAUUUUUAAACGUAGAAGAACUAAUAGAGAACAAUCAGGUACUAUCGGAAAAACUAAGAGAUGGACUCGAAAUAGCUGUUGAACAAGGAGACGAGGAUUUACUGACGGUGAACGUGGGGAAGAUUCUUCUGGAAUGCUCCGGCAUGCUGACCGCGUUUCAAUCGUACUGCGUGAAGCAGGCCGGAGCGGCCCUACUGCUGGCAGGUCUCGAGAAGGAGAAGGAACUCCUGAGGAUAUUCUUACGCGUGUCGCAAAUGGAAAAUGCGGUUCUGAGGCGAAUGAAUCUUAACUCGUUCCUCAUGGUUCCUGUACAACGCGUGACAAAAUAUCCCCUCCUUCUCUCGCGAUUGUACCGCGCGACUGCGGCUUGCGCGUCCGAGCGCGAGGACGUGAAGAAUGCGCAGCGCUGCGUCGAGUCGCGUCUCGAGGAGAUCAACGCAGCGGCUGCGGCGGCGGCGGCUGCGGCUAGAGACGUACCUUUAUGGCGGCGACUGGCGGCGGCGAGGCGGACCGCACACGACCUGCACGUAGCCGAUAUACGGCUGAGAAAGAUGGCGGUAGACGUGCUGGACUGGAAUCAUGAUGAUGCAAGGUUCGCCAUGGAAGGCAAGCUGCUGUUCACCCAACCGAACGACAACAACUGGCGCAAGGGCCGCACCAUCAAGCUCAUGCCCAUCAACGCUCUUUUGGUUACUAAUGGAAAGCCAAACAUAGCGCACAAAACGAACGAAAUCCGCGAGACGAGGGAGGCGCGGGACCGCGAGGCCAGGGAACGCGAGGGCGACGCGUUGUUCGCCCGCAGCGGCGUCCGCGAAGCCGCAUUGCUGCUGGUGCGCGAGAAAGCCGGACGGUACACGCUGCAUCGCGACCCGCUGUUCCUGGACCGAUGCGUGGUCGCCGCUGACCACGAGCCAGAACAUUUCUUUGAGGUCCACGAGAUCACGACUAAGGACUCGUUUAUUUUUAAGGCUGAGGAAAGUUCCCGGACCCGAACCUGGUACCGGCAGCUGCAGUACCACGCGCAGGGCGCAGGCGCCUGGCGCAAGCGGCGGAACGCGCUCGCCAACAUCAUGAUCAACCCCAUGCUCACCAGGAACUAGGACCAUGUGCGCCAAGAUUGAAGUUAACCCUAGGUUGAAAAUCAUUUGCGCCAGUCUGGGUUAAAGUUGGGAUUGAAAAAUUUCAAUUGCGCCAAUGAGGGUUAAAGUUAUACCUGGGUUGAAAAUCAUUUGCGCCAGUCUGGGUUAUAGUUGGGAUUAAAAAUCCCAUUUGCGCCAGUCUGGAUUAAAAUUAUCCCUAGGUUGAAAAUAAUUUGCGCCAAUCUAGAUUGAUGUUAUCCCUGGGUUGAUAAUCAUUUACGCCAGUCUGGGUUAAAGUUAAUCCUGGGCUGAAAAAUUGUCUCGUUUGUCAUAUAUAUAUAACAUGAAACAAGGGAUAUUUUAACACAGUGUUUUUAACUCGUAUUAGCGCAUGCGGACUUCAGAGUGCUUCUGAAAUGUACACAUUUGGAAGUACACUAACUCCGAAGGGUCUAUACUGGCAAGCGUGAUAGAAGACGAUCAGGGAUCCAAUUCUUGUAUCACCAAACUUCGUCUUUGUGAACGCCUCAAACUUUCGACUGUGCGCAGAUCGGAGAUUCGAGAAUUGGACAACCAAUUUAUUAGUUGCUAACAUUGCCAGCAUAACAUUUAUUUGUGUCCGUAAAAAGUACUAAACCCGCCUAAGUGCUAACUUAAGAAGCAUUUUGUUAAAUAUAAUACGUAUGCUGCUACCUAAUGCUUUCACUGCCUCUUAAGUCUUACACCUCGUUUAUACUCAUCCGGAUUCCACGGAUGGUUGUAAUUGGGGCUUAACGAAAAACUAAAG
Aricia agestis (brown argus) is the source of this 6321-nucleotide messenger RNA. RefSeq lists its product as uncharacterized. Bases 306 to 5555 code for a protein of 1749 amino acids. Gene Ontology annotation, biological process: positive regulation of Rho protein signal transduction. The transcript is spliced from 11 exons. Gene Ontology annotation, molecular function: guanyl-nucleotide exchange factor activity. The record is from RefSeq and is a predicted model, not a curated record. Lineage: Eukaryota; Metazoa; Arthropoda; Insecta; Lepidoptera; Lycaenidae.